AUGUCGCGCCAAUUGCACAAGCUUGACAGGGAGCCAAGACAUAGCGGGCUCGUCGGUCCCCUCGCCUACCAAUUGGCCUUUACACAACUACCGCGUCUUGUGUCUUUCUCCAUCUUCCAAUUCCCCAUCAUGGACACCAUUUCUCAGUUGGCUACCACGGCCACCAAGUAUGCCUUUGGCGACUCCACCACCCAAGAGCCCAUCUCCGGCUCCCAGGGCGACGUCACCAAGGGUGAGCCCUACGACGCCGGCAAUCUAGAUCCUGAAGAGCAGCAGCGCCUCGGCCAGGGCCUCAGCGCCGCCGAGUCCCGCAGCAGCCCCGACGGCGUCUCCAAGAGCCAAAACACCGGCCCCAUCACCACGGCCACCAACACCACAAACAACGCCGGCUUCACCAACUCCCAGCACGACAUGUCCGCGCCCGGCCGAAACACUGCCCACGAGGACAUUUCCAGCGCCGGCGGCAUCACCACCGCCACGAACCGCACCACCGCUAGUGGCUUCACCUCACCCGGCCAGGAUAUGGGCGGCAAUGCCCGCAGCAGCACGUCCAACUUGGACAGCACCCGUAACACCUCUGGCUUCGAUAGCAGUAGCAGCAACCGGGCCACGUCCAACUUGGACAGCACCCGCAGAACCUCUGGCCUCGACAGCAACAACAGCAACCGGGGCACGUCCGACCUAAACACCCCCAGCGACAACCUAGCCAGCCAGGACCUCCGCCGCGCCGACGACGCCUCCUCCGCCAACAUUGACAGCAAGAGCAAGCCCUCCGAGAAGCCCUCCGCCGGCGGCGAUGCCGACGAGCCAUCGGCAGACGUAUCCGGCCCCGGACCGCGGGACCUCUCCACCGUAGCCCGCGAGCACGGCGGCGACGCCGGCACCCACGGCACCGAGACGGCCGCCUCCUCCAGAAAGCCCGGCGCCGGCAGCGACCUGCCCGCGGACCAGAGCCAGGAACAGGGCACCGGUGAAAAGUACGUCAAGUCGAGCGGGCUGCAGGCCGACGGCGGCGACUUUGACGCGGCCAACCCCGGCGCCGGCCGCGAAGCGGACCGCCUCAUGGAGCAAAAGGGCAUCAUCAGCACGUCGACCGCUGGCAAGGACAAGGAGGCCGCGGCGGACCAGCAUCACAAGGCGCCCAGCAGCGGUAGUGACGGCAAGGAGAAGCACGGCCUCGUGGACAAGAUCAAGGAGAAGUUGCAUAAGCACUAA
Molecule: messenger RNA, 1215 nt
Organism: Cordyceps militaris CM01
Lineage: Eukaryota; Fungi; Ascomycota; Sordariomycetes; Hypocreales; Cordycipitaceae
Exons: 3
Coding region: 1-1215 (404 amino acids)
Source: RefSeq, a predicted model, not a curated record